This is a messenger RNA of Sporisorium graminicola, 942 nucleotides long. RefSeq lists its product as uncharacterized. Gene Ontology annotation, biological process: fatty acid metabolic process. The coding region runs from base 1 to 942 and encodes 313 amino acids. The transcript has 3 exons. The record is from RefSeq and is a predicted model, not a curated record. Lineage: Eukaryota; Fungi; Basidiomycota; Ustilaginomycetes; Ustilaginales; Ustilaginaceae. Gene Ontology annotation, molecular function: NAD+ binding; oxidoreductase activity, acting on the CH-OH group of donors, NAD or NADP as acceptor.
AUGGCCGCCACCACAGUAGCUCACGGUGUCAAGACGCUCGGCGUGGUGGGUGCCGGCCAGAUGGGUCUUGGCAUUGCCUAUGUUGCGGCUCUUCGUGCGCAGAUCCCUGCGGUGCUGCUCUGCGAUGCCUCGCCCGCCGCGCUUGAGAAGGGCGUGAGCUUCUUCGAAACGCUACUCAAGAAGGACGUGAGCAAGGGCAAGAUCCAGCAGUCUGACGCUGACGCAGCACGUUCACGACUCAUUACGGUGGAGAAGCUGGAGGAUUUUGCGAGCAAGGGCGGCAAGGGUGCUGCGGAUAUGGUGAUUGAGGCUGCCACCGAGAACCUGUCGAUCAAGCAAAAAAUCUUUGGAACGCUGGCGUCGAGCCUGCCGCUCGAGACCAUUUUGGCCACCAACACGAGCAGUAUCAGCGUCAGCAAGAUCGCCGCCAGUGCCGUGGGCGCACACGUGAAGCCCGGAUCCGAAGAGGCCUGGAAGAGUCCCGCUCGUGCCUUGGGCAUCCACUUCUUCAACCCAGUCCCCGUUAUGCCUCUGGUUGAGCUCAUCCCCGCGAUCCAGACGAGUCCCGAAGUAGUCGACCGCUCACGCGCGUUUGCCCAAGCAUGCGGCAAGGAGGUCACCACCUCCAAGGACGUGCCCGGCUUCGUCUCGAACCGUCUGCUGAUGCCGUUCAUCAACGAAGCGGUCAUGGCACUCGAAAAGGGCAUCGCAUCCAAGGAGGACAUUGACAAGACGCUGCGUCUGGGCAUGAACCACCCCAUGGGUCCCUUGACGCUUGCUGAUUUCAUCGGUCUCGAUACGUGCUUGAGCAUCAUGGAGACGCUCUACAGGGAGACGGCCGACAGCAAAUACCGACCCGCUGUGCUGCUCGGGCGAAUGGUCGACGCCGGCUGGUUCGGCAAGAAGAGCGGAAAGGGCUUUUACGACUACCCUUCCAAGUAA